UCUCUAGAGGUGAAAACCCCCAAACGCCCUAAAUGAGAUGCUCCAAACCACAAAGUCCUUAACCGAGAAAGGGCUAACUGUCAACGAACCGUUCGUCCUUCACCUCUUCCUGGAUGCCCUUUCGGACGAGUAUGCCAUGACAAAGCACAACCUGCGACACGCGAAGGAGUUGACGCGGACCGGUGUGCUAAAGGAAGUAAUGAUCGAAUACAAGGCGAUCAAGGACAAGCUGGAGCAGGGGAAAGGAAAAGGGGCGAAGGGCGCAGAGCAAGCGUACUUCGCCGACGGUGAGGGCCGCAGGGAGCGGUACUCAAGUAGGAGUCAGGGGCAAGGUCGUGGUCGUGGCGGCGGCCGUGGCCGCAGCAGCAGUCGUGGCCGCGGCGGAGGCGGUCGCGGCGGCGGCGGCGGCGGUCGCGGCGGCCGCUCAGGCGGAUCCGGAGGAGUCGAGGAGAGCAAGGGAAGCAGCAGUGGAGGCGCCGAUGGCGGCGGUGGCGGGGACUAUAAGUUCCCGGGCCGGUGCUUUAGGUGUGGACAUCGUGGACAUCAAGCGAUCGGCUGCACUACCAACGAGAAGGACUUCGUGCCGUGGUGUGCGCGCUGCGAGGGGUGGGGCCACACCAAAGAAAAGUGCGCGACGGAGGAGGCCGUCCUAGCGCAAGUGGUGGAGCAUGAGAGCGACGUGGACUCCGUGGAAGACCAGGCGUUUUGUGCCGUGGCAGUCCCCCCAGGUGAGUGUGGUACCGUUGGUGAAGUAGGUCUAGUGGGGGUUGUGGAACAAGGCCAGGCGGUGUACGUGGCCGACACAGCGGCCACGUGCUCCAUGUUCCGAUGUGCAGACAACUUCGUGAACUACCGUGAGCGUAGCGGUUGGGUGAAGGGGAUCGGAGGCGACAAGGCCCCCGUUCCUCUUCUAGGAUACGGAGAUGUGACCUUAGUCCUACAGACGGAAGAUGGUGGAGUACCCGUACCAGUACUGAAUGCUGCCCAUGUACCAGAAGCCCCCUACAACCUCCUCUCGCUGUCUUCGUUGGCGGAGGAGGGCCACACGUAUUCGCGGAUGAAGGGGGGCCUCACGCUGACCACGAAAGCCGGGGGGGAGGUGUGGUCCCCCUGGACUGGAAAGCUGCUGACCCAACGAGGCUAUCAAAUAAAGCCAACGCCAUACACCGCCUGUGCCGCACACAUUGUUCCUGGCGAUGCGGAAGCAGCCGACCCCACUGACCUCAACGAGUACCACCUCGCGCACGGCCAUGUCCACGAGACAUUGCUCAGGAUCACGGCGGAGCAGCAGGGAGUGCAGUUGACGGAUGGACCGCUGCUACCCUGUCUUGGCUGUUCGAUGUCCAAGGGACAGCGGUUGGGUUUGAGAAGUUCCUGGCGGGCUACCAACGAAAGGGGUUCGGUGUGA
Ectocarpus sp. CCAP 1310/34 is the source of this 1408-nucleotide messenger RNA. Lineage: Eukaryota; Phaeophyceae; Ectocarpales; Ectocarpaceae. The record is from the annotation of a GenBank genome assembly.